GGUCUGGGCAGGUGGACUGGAAGGGGCGGAGGUACCCGAGAGCGGCCAGUGGUGGCUGGCCCUGCGCCGCCCACCCCCUCCACGCAGCGCUAAGGACACGCGCGCACUGACAGGGCGCAGCGGCGGGGCCAGCUGUGGUCUGAGCUGGGGCGCCGCUGCCUGUUUGUCUGCGAAGCGCCGGGGCUCCCGCCGCGCUCAGUCAAAAGUCGGCCACCAUGGAGGCGCAGGCACAAGGUUUGCUGGAGGCUGAACCAUUGCACGGAAGAGAUGAAGAUACAGUAGCCAACGCUGAGUUCUCUAGCAUGCUCUCUGAGGAGGAAAAAGAAGAGCUAAGGGCAGAAUUGGUUCAGCUUGAAGAAGAAAUCACAACAUUAAGACAAGUUUUAUCAGCAAAAGAAAGGCAUUUGGUGGAGAUAAAACAAAAACUCGGCAUGAACCUGAUGAAUGAAUUAAAACAGAACUUCAGCAAGAGCUGGCAUGACAUGCAGACUACUACUGCCUACAAGAAGACACAGGAAACCCUGAGUCAUGCAGGGCAGAAGGCGACUGCAGCUUUCAGCAACGUGGGGACAGCCAUCAGCAAGAAGUUUGGAGACAUGAGGUCCCACUCCAUAGGCUACUCCAUUCGCCAUUCCAUAAGUAUGCCUGCUAUGAGGAAUUCUCCUACUUUCAAAUCUUUUGAGGAAAGGGUUGAGACAACUGUCACAAGCCUCAAGACGAAAGUAGGCGGGACGAACCCUGGGGGAGGCAGCUUUGAAGAGGUGCUCAGCUCCACGGCACAGGCCAGCGCCCAGAGCGCGGAGACUGCCAGGCGCCCCGAAGAGGAGCCGCCCUGCUAGGGCCCCGCGACCCCUGCCGCCCCGCGGCCGCCUGCGUACCCCGCUGGAAAGACCAAAUUCCCACUGGGAAAGACCCAGGCUUUGACCUUGUUCUUAUGCCCUUUCCACAGUUUAAUACAAUAAUUUCCAUUUGUAUUUGUGUUAAUCAUGGUGCCACUUGACCAUCACACGUCAAAAUUUUGAUUGUCAUAUUUAAAAUAUCCCCAACUUAAGAACACAGUGGGUCUUAACCGUCUUCGUGUAACUGAACAUGUAUUUCCAAACACGAAGCUAUUGAUUGUUUGCUUUGAUUUCUGCUUGGACUCCUACACAAUAUGCAUGUCUUUGAAGGCUGAGUGAACCCCACUUUCAGUUCAGCCUGAUCUCGGGGACUGGGGCUCUUUCUGCUGUCUCCAGCAAUGGGAUGACUCACUGAAGAUUUCAUCUAACUGCUUGUGAUCGCCUUCACGUGUGUCAAUUAUGUUUGUUUACU
This is a messenger RNA of Condylura cristata (star-nosed mole), 1311 nucleotides long. RefSeq names its product tumor protein D52-like 1 (gene TPD52L1). The record is from RefSeq and is a predicted model, not a curated record. Gene Ontology annotation, biological process: positive regulation of apoptotic signaling pathway; positive regulation of MAP kinase activity. The transcript has 8 exons. NCBI's taxonomy places the organism in Eukaryota, Metazoa, Chordata, Mammalia, Eulipotyphla, Talpidae. The coding region runs from base 216 to 839 and encodes 207 amino acids. Gene Ontology annotation, cellular component: cytoplasm.